This is a messenger RNA of Vidua chalybeata, 1010 nucleotides long. RefSeq names its product fms related receptor tyrosine kinase 3 ligand (gene FLT3LG). The record is from RefSeq and is a predicted model, not a curated record. Gene Ontology annotation, molecular function: receptor tyrosine kinase binding; cytokine activity. The coding region runs from base 242 to 874 and encodes 210 amino acids. The transcript is spliced from 6 exons. Gene Ontology annotation, biological process: positive regulation of cell population proliferation. Lineage: Eukaryota; Metazoa; Chordata; Aves; Passeriformes; Viduidae. Gene Ontology annotation, cellular component: cell surface; membrane.
GUGGGAUGAGAGAGCUAGUCCCCCGGGUGAGGAAGGGGCAGCCCGGGGUCCGCGGCGUGGGAGGGGGAGGCUCAGGGCGUCUCGCUGCCCUCUCGGGUUUCCUGGGCCCCCUCCCGGCUCGGUGCCGCUUUCGCUUUCGGCGGCGGCUCCGCCGCGGCCCGAGGGGUCCCGGAGGGGGUCCCGGGGGUGGCUCCGGGAGCGCUCGCGGGUCUCCGUGCGCCAUCCCCAGCUCAGCACCGCGAUGGACUUGCCCCCCCCCCGCUCUGCUCUGGUGCCGCUCCUGCUCCUUCUGGCCGUGCCCACCCCCAGCAGCUGCUGCUCCUUCGGCUUUAACCCCAUCAGCAGCACCUUCAGCGCCCACCUGAACAACCUGACCCCCUGGCUGCUCCUCGACUACCCUGUGGCGAUGCCCAGCAACCUGGAGCCGGUGAGCGAGAACCCUCCGAAUCCCACGUGUGCCCCCCCAAAUCCCUCCCUGUUCCUGCAGCCCCGGACACCUCUGACCCCUGUCCCUCCAAAUCCUCAACUGCCCCGGCCUCCCCAGGACAGUGCCUGCUCUGAUCUCUGGGGGCUUCACUUUGGGGCACUGGCUCUGCAGCGAAUGUUGGGGGUGGCAGGGAAGGAUUUGGCCCCCCUGCUCAGGACCCUCCUUGCCCAGCUCCACUUCGUAGCCGAGUGUCACAUCCAGGACCCCCGGGGCUGUGUCCAGCUGGAGAUGGUGAAUGUGUCGCAGCUCCUGGAGACCCUCGUGCAGCACCUGGGGGGGCUGCAAGGGAGACCCCCCCACUUCCCUGGCUGUGCCCGCUUGCGCUGCCACCCAGGAUGGGACCUGAGUGGCCGAGUGGUACUUGGGGACAGACACAGGCUGGCCUGAGCCACUGGUGAGAGACGGGGACCCUCCAGUUCCCUGCUGGAAGCCCUUGGGAGCUACACUGAGAUCUCCCGGAGCGACGGAGAGAUGAGGGGGCCCAGCCUGGCCCCGUGCAGUGCCCAUAAAGCUGAUGUUGACA